Messenger RNA from Adineta steineri, 1380 nucleotides. The record is from the annotation of a GenBank genome assembly. NCBI's taxonomy places the organism in Eukaryota, Metazoa, Rotifera, Eurotatoria, Adinetida, Adinetidae.
AUGCGUGAAUGUAUUAGUAUUCAUGUUGGUCAAGCUGGCACACAAAUUGGUAAUGCUUGUUGGGAAUUAUAUUGUCUUGAACAUGGUAUAGAGCCUGAUGGAACAUUUAGUAAAGAUCGAGAUAAUAGUCAUAUUAUCAAAUCUAUCUCAGAUUCCAAGGAAACCUCAUUUAGUACAUUCUUUAAUGAAACUGGAAAUGGACGAUAUGUUCCAAGAGCUGUUUUUGUCGAUCUUGAACCAUCAGUUAUUGAUGAAGUUCGUCGAGGAACCUAUGCAAAAUUAUUUCAUCCUGAACAAUUAAUUUCAGGUAAAGAAGAUGCUGCGAAUAAUUAUGCUCGUGGUCAUUAUACAGUUGGAAAAGAAAUUAUUGAUACUGUACUUGAAAGAUUACGUAAAAUUGCUGAUCAAUGUACAGGUUUACAAGGUUUUCUUGUCUUUCAUAGUUUUGGAGGUGGUACUGGAUCAGGUUUCACAUCUUUAUUAAUGGAACGUUUAAGUUUAGAUUAUGGUAAAAAAUCUAAACUUGAAUUUGCUGUUUAUCCAGCACCUCAGGUUUCAACUGCUGUUGUUGAACCAUAUAAUUCCAUCUUAACUACACAUUGUACAUUAGAACAUACUGAUUGCGCUUUUAUGGUUGAUAAUGAGGCUAUUUAUGAUAUUUGUCGUCGUAAUUUAAAUGUUGAACGACCAUCUUAUCAUAAUUUAAAUCGUUUAAUUGCACAAAUUGUGUCAUCAAUAACAGCAUCACUUCGUUUUGAUGGUGCAUUAAAUGUUGAUUUAAAUGAAUUUCAAACAAAUCUUGUACCUUAUCCACGUAUACAUUUUCCACUUGUUACUUAUGCACCAAUUUGUAGUGCUGAAAAAGCUGCUCAUGAAUCAUUCAGUGUUCAAGAUAUUACAACUGCUUGUUUCGAGCCACUUAAUCAAAUGGUUAAAUGUGAUCCACGUAAUGGAAAAUAUAUGGCUUGUUGUUUAUUAUAUCGUGGUGAUGUUGUACCAAAAGAUGUUAAUAAUGCUAUCUCAGCUAUUAAAACAAAACGAUCAAUACAAUUUGUUGAUUGGUGUCCAACAGGUUUUAAAGUUGGAAUUAAUUACCAACCUCCAGUUGCUAUACCAGGUGGAGAUGUUGCAAAAGUUCCUCGUGCUGUUUGUAUGCUUUCAAAUACAACUGCUAUUGCAGAAGCCUGGGCACGUCUUAAUACGAAAUUUGAUUUAAUGUAUUCAAAACGAGCUUUCGUUCAUUGGUAUGUUGGCGAAGGUAUGGAAGAAGGUGAAUUUAGUGAAGCUCGAGAAGAUUUAGCUGCACUUGAAAAAGAUUAUGCCGAAGUUGCCACUGAUACUGUUAAUGAAGCAACUGCUGAUGGAGGUGAAGAAUACUAA